Messenger RNA from Daphnia pulex (common water flea), 1413 nucleotides. RefSeq lists its product as uncharacterized. The coding region runs from base 331 to 1113 and encodes 260 amino acids. NCBI's taxonomy places the organism in Eukaryota, Metazoa, Arthropoda, Branchiopoda, Diplostraca, Daphniidae. The record is from RefSeq and is a predicted model, not a curated record. The transcript has 5 exons.
CAAAGAUUACAAACUAUUGGCUUACCUUUAGGAGGCACAACUGUCGAAUUCAUUCCUUUAGUUCUCAUUCUUGUAUCAGAAGAAGGUAUCAACGAGUGGCAAACAUGUGAUGUCGUUCGAGCCACCUACAAGUAUGAUGUUCUAAUCUCCACCAGAAAUUCAAUUGGGGGUGUUUUUCCCUACCCAUUCCCUGUUUCAUCCAUUCAACUGCAUUGCGAUUCCAAAGUAGGAAUAUUAAAUCAUCUGGCAAUGCUGCAUUAGGCUCCGCCCUUCAUCUAGUCAGUUUAGUUCUUAAAAGAUAAGUUUUUCUUUGAUUUUUCUGAUUGUUUAAUGGUUAAAUUUUUCGAUGUUAUUGAAAUGGAAGUUCAUAAACGAAAAACCAGAGGAACUCGGAAGUUGAUAAAUUAUGCUGCCAUUGAUGGCAAUACAUCGUCAGGUGCUAGUGACAACGAUUUUGUUAACAAUAAGCUAGUAAAACCCACUAGACUUACAUCUACCAAAUCGAGUAAGCCAGGUAUACUAAUUGAUAUUAAGUUGUCUAAGAAAUCAAAACUUAUUGAACAAAAAACCAUUUCAGAUCGACAAUCAAAGGCAAAUCCUGUUUCAAUAAGUGCGGAUUCAAAAGUUGUGAAAGUGAUUAAUUCUUUCAUAGCAGAACCUAUUGUGGUACCACAUAGAAUUUGGUCACAAGAAACUAAUAUCACAAGUGAGUGUGAUUGUCUUUCUCUCCAUGAACUGAGUGACUCUUCAGACACUGAUGAAUCGUAUCCCAGUUUACCAGAAAAGUUAAAGAAGAUUCCUAGUUUGAUCCCAACAAAACAAGUAUCAAAUCUUCUUUCCUCUGUGGUGGAACUGUCUUCAAAAGAAGAAAAGAUUGAAAUUGAUAUCUACCGAAAAAGAAAAGUUACACAAGAUGCUGUUUUAACCUUCAAACAACCAGUUAUUCCAACAACAUUUCCAGUAAAAUGGAAACCACCAGGUACUGCCUUCGGCGGUGGAAUUUUGUCAAAUAGAAAUUCUCCUGCGACAGGAAUUCGAUUAGGUUUAUCUCGUAAUCAUCGGGCCAAAAAGCAAUUACACCAACAAUUCCAAAAUAUUCCUGACACGAACUGACAAGUUCAACCUGAUGGCGCAAUUGGCGAAAUAUAUUAUCCAAGACCACGUUGAUGCUUUUAAUCGACUCGUAUUUGUGUUCGGCCGCCUAGAAAAACACUUCACGAUCUCCAACUGUAUUAUAAUUCCGUUCUAACUGAAUAUAAGGAAGAUUUCUGCGAUAAUUUGGAUGUGUUACGACUACGACUUAUUGUGUGUUAUUCAAUCCAUCUACUGACGAAUUCUGUUUGAGACGCCCCAAAAGAAAGAUAAGAUAAAAUAUUGUCUAUUCGUCUACGCUUGACCGCCAUCCGGAAUUAG